AUGACGGGCGGGAGGCCAAGGGGGGAGGAGGAGGAGGACGAGAGGACCAGCGAGCACCCACCAGCGAUGAAGCUGAAGAAGACGAAGAUGCAGAAGAUGUUGGAUGUUGAAGAAGUUGACGAUGAAGCUGAAGUUGGCGAAAGUCGAAAAGUUGACGUCGAAAAAGAGCCAAAAAGAGAGAAAACCCAAAGGGGGCAGGAAGGGGAAAAGUUCCUCUUUGGGCAAGUUUGGCCUGUUUGGCUGGUGAUGCUGAGUAAUCCUUGGCCGGCAAGAGACGCAGAAGCAGCAAAAGAGACGAAGAAGAGAAAGCAAGUAAGAAAACAAGAGUGA
Trichophyton rubrum CBS 118892 is the source of this 330-nucleotide messenger RNA. RefSeq lists its product as uncharacterized. Bases 1 to 330 code for a protein of 109 amino acids. Lineage: Eukaryota; Fungi; Ascomycota; Eurotiomycetes; Onygenales; Arthrodermataceae. The transcript has a single exon. The record is from RefSeq and is a predicted model, not a curated record.